UUCCUCAAAUCUCGCCUCCAGGAAUGAAGAAGGUGGGGAAGCGUAGUAUGAGAUGCAGCAGGGCAGAAUCAUCCAAAGCCUUCAUCAACAUCGGCCCAGUGGGGACAAACCUUCCAGAGUACCUAGAGAACUGCCAGCAAAAGCAACCUUUUGUGCUCGCCCUUGGGGACAUCCUCAAGCCAGAGCAAGUGUUCGUUAUUUGCGAUGGUGCUGCCUUGGAAGCAAUGUCCCUCAUUCACGGAGUGGACCUUUGCUUUAAGGCCAUCUAUAUUCUGUGGGUAAAUUAUCCUUGGGAGGCAGCCAACACUUAUGACUUUCUGCAGAAAGUCAUUUACAAGAUGGAUGAUGGAAACCCCAACUGCAAGACCACAACGCCAUCUAGUACCAUGUGGGCUACUACCUUUAAAGUCUUAUUCAAACAAGGCACGACAAAGCUCAGCAACUUUUGUGUACAAAGUCAAUGGGAUAUGAGGCGUCAAAUAUGUUUCAGAGACAAGUGACCUUUUUUGGAAAGUAGACCAAUUAAAUUUCUUUAAAUAGCGCAAAAUAAUUUUUCCAGAUGAUCUUUAUACAGGUUAUAGUUAUACUAUGUUACGUGUGAUGAUGCAAAAUCCUUUUUGUGCCACUUUCACCAUUUAACAUAGGAAUUGGUAAGAAGGUCAUACUGGCUGUUACUUGAAUAAAUUCAUGAAAAUGGUCUAAACAAUGACAACAGGCUACAUCUGGAGGAAUAACAUAAUUCUUAAAAAAUUGAAUUUCUCGGAUUGUCAUCAGACCUACCAACUUCUCCUUUUUAAAAGGAGUUACUCCUUUUUUAGAAAUUUUAAUAUACAUUAUACCAUAUGGUUAAAGAAAUCUUAUUGUCCAGGUAUCUUACACUAAUCUAUGUGAAAUAUGCUGUGACUCCUAUUUUUUAAAUGAAUCAGUCCUAUAUUUAAGUUUACAGGUUGGUAGGCAUGU
Lytechinus variegatus (green sea urchin) is the source of this 960-nucleotide messenger RNA. RefSeq lists its product as uncharacterized. The transcript is spliced from 3 exons. The coding region runs from base 24 to 500 and encodes 158 amino acids. The record is from RefSeq and is a predicted model, not a curated record. NCBI's taxonomy places the organism in Eukaryota, Metazoa, Echinodermata, Echinoidea, Temnopleuroida, Toxopneustidae.